CAAAGUGAACUCACAAGUCUUGAUCAACCUAUUGUUGAACCAACGAAACAAAUGUUCCACUCGUUUGUAAAGAUUCUAACAGCUUCAGACACAAGCACUCACGGUGGAUUCUCUGUUCUUCGUAAACACGCUACUGAAUGCUUGCCUGGCUUGGACAUGACACAAGCUACUCCUACUCAAGAGCUUGUGACUAGAGAUCUUCAUGGGUUUGAAUGGAGGUUUAAGCAUAUUUUCAGAGGACAACCGAGGAGGCAUUUGCUUACAACGGGUUGGAGUACAUUUGUAUCAUCCAAAAGACUUGUAGCUGGAGAUGCUUUUGUGUUCUUGAGGGGUGAGAAUGGAGAUUUGAGAGUUGGAGUGAGGCGUUUAGCUAGGCAUCAGAGCACAAUGCCUACUUCUGUUAUCUCGAGCCAGAGCAUGCAUUUGGGAGUCCUUGCUACAGCUUCUCAUGCUGUUCUUACCAAAACUAUCUUCCUUGUGUUUUACAAGCCUAGGAUAAGCCAGUUCAUAGUAGGAGUGAACAAGUAUAUGGAAGCUAUGAAGCAUGGAUUCUCUCUUGGCACAAGAUUCAGGAUGAGAUUUGAAGGAGAAGAGUCUCCUGAGAGAAUGUUUACGGGUACUAUUGUUGGAAUUGGAGAUCUAUCUUCACAGUGGCCAGCUUCUAAAUGGAGAUCUUUGCAGGUGCAAUGGGAUGAGCCAACAACAGUUCAGAGACCAGACAGAGUCUCACCAUGGGAGAUUGAGCCUUUCUUGUCAUCUUCCCCAGUUUCAACACCUUCUCAACAAUCACAACCCAAAUGCAAGCGUUCAAGACCUGUUGAAUCGUCAGCUUUGACUCCAGCUCCACCUACUACUUUCUUGUAUGGCUUCCCUCAGAUCCAAGAUCCAUCCACCACUGAGAGAAACUUAGGUGGAUUACAAGCUGAUCCUCCUCCUCCUCCUCCAGCGAGUUGCUAUAGGUUGUUCGGAUUUGAUCUCACAAGCAAUCCUCCUGCUCCAAUUCCUCCAGACAAGUGUCAAGAACCCAUCACUCCAAGCGCAGCUAAUGAGCCUAAGAAGCAACAAAAAUCAAGGACACGAACUAAAGUGCAAAUGCAAGGGAUAGCUGUUGGACGUGCGGUUGACUUAACGCUGUUGAAAUCGUAUGAUGAACUGAUUAAGGAGCUUGAGGAGAUGUUUGAGAUCAACAAAGGACAGCUUCUUACUCGAGACAAAUGGGUCGUUGUCUUCACUGAUGAUGAAGGUGACAUGAUGCUUGCUGGAGAUGAUCCAUGGAAUGAGUUUUGCAAGAUGGCUAAGAAGAUAUUUAUAUAUUCGAGUGAUGAGGUUAAGAAGAUGACGACUAAGUUGAAGAGUUCUUCGUCGUUAGAGAAUGAUGAAAGUAUGGUGGAUUAAUAAUAAUAAUCGUGUAAUUAGUUUGGUGAGUGGUUUUAGAUAUAAGUUUAAGGUUUAUUAUUAAGCGACGUUGUUUUUAGUAACUUAUUAUGGUCGUCGUGUAAGGUGUUCUCCAGACUACGGUUUUUUAAUCUGUGUAUAUAAAACGCUUGCAUGGUCUUGGGUUGGGCCUUGUUUGUUUUCUUUUCGUGUCAA
Raphanus sativus (radish) is the source of this 1590-nucleotide messenger RNA. Its product is annotated as auxin response factor 18. NCBI's taxonomy places the organism in Eukaryota, Viridiplantae, Streptophyta, Magnoliopsida, Brassicales, Brassicaceae. Gene Ontology annotation, molecular function: DNA binding; protein binding. Gene Ontology annotation, biological process: response to hormone; regulation of DNA-templated transcription. The record is from RefSeq and is a predicted model, not a curated record. Gene Ontology annotation, cellular component: nucleus.